UAUUUCGUGAAAAAGCUUUAAUUUAGCUAAUAUUAACAAGUUAACAAACUUAGAAAAAUUUCGUGUUCCAUUUCCGGUUUGAACCUCCCAACAUCGUUGCUAUUCUGGCACUGGCAAUUCUUGGGUAGCAACCAAAAAAUAUCUUUCAAAAUCUCGUCUGGUUGCAACUCUGCGUGCAUUUCCUCAAACUAGUCGAACUAGUUUCCUGUUUAAUUGCACACGCAUUUACUGUAAGACACUUUCAAUGCAAAAAAAAGAGUUGCAAAAAAUGUUUGCUAAAAAAAGUGAAUAGUGAAUAAUAGUGAAAUUUAGUGGGCUUUAAAUAAAAAUAAAAAAAUUUAACAAAUAAGCGAAAUUUGUUGCGAUGGAACAGAAUGUGAUAAAAACUACUAAGAACCAUCAAGCAACCAAUAAAAUUCAAAAUGUGACGUCAUCAAAUUUAAAACCAAUGACGACAAACACAAGCACAAUAGCUAAAACCGGGACUGAUAAGAUAAUUCAUGAAGCGGUUCCAACUUUGUCAAGUACGGCAGAAGAUUGCUUUAUUACACAAGCCUCCGACAGUAAUUCCAUCAACAUAAAGAAAUACGAUGAAAAUGUACGUGAAAACAACUUCGCCGAUAAAACAAUUAAAUCUCAAUCAGUCGGUAACACUACCAAGGUUAUUGUUAAUGCCGAUGCUGUGACCGUCAACAUAAACACAUCGUCAGUGUUAUCGCUGCUCUGUGAUGAAACAGAAAAAACUAAUGAUGUGUUAGAUACCAAACUAGGAGUUGAGCGGCCUUAUAAUGGUGGGAAGAAAACUGCUGAAUUCAGUGAAGUUGGGGCUGACAAAGAUGAUUUGUGGAAUAUUAUACAAGCAAAUUACAAUUACAUUAUGAACACAAGUCUAUUAGACAUUUGCCAAGAAACUCAGACGGAAAUUGAAAAUAAACCAAUCGUUCAAUCAGUUAACUCUUGCAAUAGUAAACGUGAUCAAACAAAUCAUAAUAACAGCUUAUUUGGGAAUACUACAGACUUAGUUAAUUGGCUAUGUGAAAUGAAACAGAAGCUAUCGAUUGCACUAACGUCAUCACGAGCAGCGAACUUCAGUUUUGCAGAAUUGCAGCGACAAAAAAAGGAAUACUCGUUAUUAUACCAAGAAUUAUUAUCGCAUGCUCAUGGCAUAAGUAGAUGCCUACGUGCAGCACAUGUAAGAGAAGAAAACCAAGAAUAUCAAGAAGAGCUGAACGGGCAGCAGCUGCAAGCAUUUCAGUUAUUCAACAGCAACUCAAACUCAGUUGGUGCACAAAACAAUUUAUAUUUUUCAACCACUGGUGAAAUAUUGAAACAUACAACUUCAACAGCAACUCACACAAUAAAAUCUUCCAGUGUUGAAACUAAAGUUACCAAUUCUUCAAGUCGGUAUAAGAACUUCAAUGCUGACAGUGAACCAGAAAGCGCAAGCGCAGAUUUGGCAGCGGGUCUGAUGAAAUGUGAAGGAAACCUAGAGCGUUUAGAAAAUUGUUAUCAUUUGCUAUGUUUAAAAGCAUUAGAGGUGCAAAUUUAUUUAGAUGGUCUAAUAACUAAUAAGAGCUUGACACCAAGCGAAAACAGCGACAUCGAAAAUGACAAAGAUGAUUAUUCAUUGGAGGCGUAUGUCGAUAGUGAUAAUGCUACCAAAGAAAAAUAUUUUUCUACUAAAAAUAAUAAUUCAUUAUCGUUAAGUGGAUUGAUAUGUUCCAAUAUUGAUAAGAAACACUUGUCAAUAGCAACAAAGUCUCCAGCAAGCGCAAUGCAAAUCCAUAAGUGCAUGGGAAAUAAGUUAGACAAAUCUACGGAUUUAUUAUCGAACAGCAGUGAAAGUGAUUCAUAUACAACGACACCAGUUGACGACGAUUUGGAUUGUUUGAGUUCUAACUCUUCGAGUAUCACGUUAAAUUCCUCCAUAUUUGACGCUGAAUUUCAAUAUUGUAGAGUAUUAACUUCUACUCCAAUAAAAAUCACUACAACUGCUUCUGUUCACAACAAUUCUGAUAAAGAGAAUGAAGAAACUUCAGUACAUAAUAGUAGUCUUGAAAAUAAAUUAUGUUUCGGCGGGCGUUCAAACGUCCGCAGUAUUAGUGUCAAUCCAAGCCAAAUGUUUAGUUCCAAAAAAUUUUCACAUUCAAGACCACAACUUAAUUCGGACACAUUUCAAAGUUAUAAAUAUGCGGCUAUGGGAGAAGUAUCGUCACGUGUACAGAAAUCGCCCGAUCAACCAACGACACGUUCACUAAUGCAUAACAAAGAAUAUAUUAUCGGAGGAAUCAAUAAACCUAAAGAUUGUAGUAGUUACGAUUGUGAAGCUUUUGAUGAAUCAUCUGAAACAGACCUACCUGCACAAUCGGUGUCUGAUUUUUCUAAAAAUUAUACUAGUUCCACGGCAACUGACGUGCAAACAAAUAAAAAAUCUCAUGGAAAUUUUUCGAAAUAUACGAAUAAUACUUCUAAAAAUGGUUUUGAUAAGAAUAAACAGAGUUCAAAUAUUGUCAAAACAGUCGAAAGGCAUCGAAACCAUUUAGACUGGAAGUCAAACUAUCCAUACUCAUCGUUGUGUUUGUCACAAUUAACCACUGCAACGGAAAUAGCAAGAAAUGUUAAUAAUUCAAAAGGUCUAUAUAAUGAUUUGAUGAGAAUCUCAGCAUUAAAUUCAUUGUCAUCUGAAGAUCCAAAUGUUCGUUCCACAGUUGAAGAAUCUAGUAAAUCACCUAUUAAAAGUUAUUAUAGCGAACGUUUGUUUAAACAUGGCAAUAUACACAAGAAUGAACUUUCGAAUUUGCUUACAGAUUCAUCCAUUUUAGCCACAAAGAAAUUAGAUGCAUUGUCACCGCCACGUACAGAUUCGUUUCAACAAAAUAAGGUAAAUAUUAUAAAACGAGACGGCAUAGCAAACAGCUUCAACCAAACUAGACGUCGUCGAAAACUCCGUUUAGAACGUAAACGUAAACUUAAAUCACCAAAGGUUCGUAAACUCUAUGAAGAAUUUUUAGGCAGUCAAUCAAGCAGUUCGUUCACAUUAUUAUCAUCUUCACUUACCGCUUUUAGAGAUGAAAAGUUUGACUAUCAAAAACAACGAACAGUUUCAAAAAAUUAUAAACUUGAUUUAGAAGUCAGUAAUUCAACUCAAGCAUUUCGUUGCACCUCCGCAAGCGAUUUUUUUAACAAUAGCUGUAAAGUUAAUGAACAUCAUCGCUCGCCUAAACGUGUAAAUAAGAGUAUAGUUACAUCUAUACACAAUAAUUCCAACGAUGACAAUGAAAUUCAUAACAUAUUUCAACAAAAUUGGAACCAUUCGGUAAGUACGCAUACUUAUCAAUUACGUUCAAAACUUCCAAACUCUUUGCGCGACCUGUCUUGUGCGGUACUUUCAACAGAAUAUGGCAGGCAGACUAAAGAUAUAUAUACUUUUGACACUUGGAAGGAACUAUCGUUUUGGUGUGAAAGUGAAACAAUGGCAUACAAAAUGCAAAACGAGAUGAUUAAACUUAAGCACGAAAUUUAUCGUUUGGGUAACCGAUCACCAUUUGAGUUAUUUGAUAUUAAACAAGCAAUUCAAAUUGCCAUUGAGUCGCUGAAGAAUGAAAGUAUGCAAUUGCAAAACUUCUUCAUCAACAUGCGACGUUUAAAUGCUUCCGUCCACAGUUGGCUAGCAAAAGGGGAAAGUAAGCUACACGCAUCUUUGAACAAUCAAAAGUUGGAGAACGCUUCAGUAAAAGUGGCAAUGAAGCGCAAAAUUGUAUUGGAGAAAAAAGAACCUAAAGAACCUAUAUCUAAAGAUGACUCAGCAAAUAACACCACUUCCCUUAUAGCACCAGAAUCAACUACUCUAAAAAUAACAGUUCCAAACAGGAAUGGUAAUCAGCUAAAAACGUUGUCAACUACUCCAAAUGCUAGCCAAAGAACAAAAGUAACAUCAACAGUUUUAUUAGCAACCGCAAAUACUAACUUAGGCAACCAGUGGGAUCUAUAUCCUCUGAUGAAAUCGGAAAGCAAGCUUUACAGCCAAUUAAAGGAUGAAGUUGUUGGUAUGUAUUUCGCUUGGAAUGAAGCCAGAGUGAGAGUUAAUACCACAUGCAAUGAGUUGGAAGAAUCAAUGGUAAAUUGGCGCUUAUUAGAUACUGGUCUUAAGGAGUUCCAUGCUUUUCUCAAUGAGGACCGUUGCGCUGUAAAAGGUUUGAUAGUUGCUUUAAAUAACAGUCAAAUCACGCCCGUGCAAUUAAUACAAAGCGUAAAAUUAGUGGCACAUUUGCUGUCACAGAAUAUGAAUGUAAGCCCUGAACUAAUUACUAUGCUCGAACAACCAGAUCUAAACCACAUGCUACACAUAGCACAAUUCACGACAUUAAUUAGUUCCCUCUCAAAUUUGGAUAUAACCGAUUGUGGUAAAAUUUUUGACGACCGGUUGCUAGAACAUAAGCAACGUUUGACUGCAUUACAUCACUUAGCAAUGAAAUUAGAAUCGUUAUUCACACGUGGCUCUAAUGCUGUUAAAUCAAUUGCAGCUUCGAUAAAAAUAGCUGAAGCAGAUAUGAAGAACUUGCAAAAUACUUACCGUGAUUUAAUCGUAAGUGUUGCAAUAGCGCAUCAAAAUAUGAAACAACGACCCAUUGCAACUGCACAACAAAAAAUCUUAACGAAUGGUGAACAAAAGGUUCAACAAGAUUCAAAUCCCAUUUACAAAAACAAACGUGACCAACAUGCUCCAACCAGUAAGCAAAAUGCAGCCAAUAGUCUCACUCAUUCCCACAAUAAAUCAACAGAGCAGACAUCUAGUAGCGAUAAUCACCCAGAUAGUGAACCAACUGUCGAUCGUGAUGUGGACGCUUUCGAUGAUGAAAACAACAAAGCACCUAAAUGUAAUUGGAUAUAUCGUAUAGUUCGACCUGCGGUUCUAGUACUAUUGGUAUUAAUUAUUAUAAUCUGCAUUGUUUAUUUUGUACAACCAAAGUGUUGCGACAACCUCAACAAUUUGUCCAAUAGUUUUCGACCACAUUUGCAGUAUGUACGUGGCCCACCGCCAGUAUGAACGACAGUAGACCAACACAGUUGUGUUUUGAGAAAC
Molecule: messenger RNA, 5083 nt
Organism: Teleopsis dalmanni
Lineage: Eukaryota; Metazoa; Arthropoda; Insecta; Diptera; Diopsidae
Exons: 1
Coding region: 365-5047 (1560 amino acids)
Cellular component (GO): membrane
Source: RefSeq, a predicted model, not a curated record